Messenger RNA from Schistosoma spindalis, 1659 nucleotides. The record is from the annotation of a GenBank genome assembly. Lineage: Eukaryota; Metazoa; Platyhelminthes; Trematoda; Strigeidida; Schistosomatidae.
AUGACACAAGAAUUUACUGAUGAAAUCUUUCAUGGGGUUCAAUGUUAUUCACAAUGUUCAGAAACGAAAUCAUUUGUCGAGUUACAAAUGCAAACGGAAUCUUAUCAAGUGUUCCAUCGUGGUACGCAAUCGAGACGGUUUGAAACUCAAGAACUUCAAACAAACUUUUGUCAUCAAGAUGAAACACUGCACGAUGAAAUACUAACUCACAAAGAUAAGUUGACUGAAGAAACAAGAAUUUUAUGUUUUCUUAAACGCGUUGAGCCAAUUAUUACAAAAGAGAUACGAAAAAAUAUCCACUCCAAAGUAUUUAGACAAUCACAGUCAAGAAGACUAUUUUAUAGAAAUAAUGCAGCAGUGAAACAUACACUCAUUCUAAAUGAAGCGAAAGAAUCUGAAUUAUCUGUUACAGGAUUAUCUUGGAAUUCUAACGGGACACUACUAGCGAUAUCAUAUGGAUCAUUAUGCCAUACUGAUUGGUGUACACAUAAUGGCAUUGUUGCACUUUGGAAUGUGUCAAGUGAAACAUUGGUAUUCAAUACUUCUAAGCAAAAAUAUGUAACAGAUACUUGUCUAAUGUGCAUUAAAUUUCAUCCAAUAGUUCCAUCUUUGUUAGCUGGAGGGACAUUUACAGGAGAUUUAGUCGUCUGGAAUCGUGCCAACGAAAAUGAUCAUCUCUUAGCCAGUAUCGGAAGUAUGCACAGUGGUCAUAAGGAUUGUAUUAAUCAAAUCAGUUGGAUAGCAGAUAGUCUAGAGUCUGACUUACAAAAUCUAACUUCCGAUAAAAUCAGUCGGUAUACAACAACUUAUCGGUUAUUAAGUUCAGGAAGUGAUGGAAGAAUUGUUUGUUGGCGAAUUGAUCUGCAUCACUUAGGAAAAGUGAACUGUGUUAAGAUUUUUCAAAUAAGACAUAAAGAUCAGAGUCCUUUACCAAUAUCCAACCAUUUUAAUUCAUUAAAGAAAUGCAGUCUCUUUAGGUCAGAUCUAUCCGAAACAAUAAAUAGUGACAGAGCAGUUAAUAUAACUUGUAUUUCAUUAGCUAAAAAUGAUCCAGAAAAAUUUGUUGUUGGAACAGAAACAGGAGGAUUAUUAAUAUGUCAAAUAAAUUCUGUUAACUGGGAUGAAACAUAUAAAGAAUCCUUGGAAGAAUACCUACAGUCACCGGUUAAAUUUUCACUAGCUCGUCAGGAUGGUCCGAUUUAUUCAGUAGAUUGGAGUAAAUUCUAUCCCAAUCUUAUUAUAGCUUGUGGGCUCAAUCACUGUAUUCAGCUUUUCAAUGUAUUACAAAAAUCUCCAUUGAUAAGUAUAGAUCCAAAUAAUGGUUCAGUACGUGUUGUUGAAUUUUCCCUAAAUUUAUCAAAUAUUUUUAUCUGUAUAACCGAACAUAAUCAUAUACUUAUUUAUGAUUUAACUGGUGAUGAAGAGAUCCAUCCAAUAUACAAAUGUUUUAAUGAAGAAAAACUGUAUAGUUUUCAACCUGAACUAUUGUAUACAUUGACAUCUCAAAUAGAUAAUGAUAUUCAAAGUACAAUUGUAUCUGCGAAACUUAAUGAAAAAGAUUCUAAACUUGUUGCUACUGGAAAUACAAGUGGAAUUGUUUAUGUAUGGGAUUUUGGUAAUCUAAUCAAUGAAUUAUCAUUAAAAGUAAUAAAUACUUGA